GGCUGCCUGACCUGACCUGGGGAGGGGGCAGGCAGCACCUUACUCUGCGCUGAGCGGCGACGCUUGGGAGAGCGCGUUUUCCCCCAACGUCGAGAGACCCCGUUCCUUCAGAGGAGCCGUUUAAAAACCUUCCCUUCCCCGGGGGAGUCUGUGCCCUGUUCAGGCAGAUGGUAAAGCUCCCGCGGGCGGCGGUGUCUGCGGGGAAAGGAUAAGCCGGUUUCUCUCCGUAUUUCUCUCUCCUGGGUCCUGGACGACAAUUCUCAUAUACGAUCCAUCGCUUGGUCGCUUCAGAGCUGAGCAUGAAUGUGUACAAAUAUACAGUCACUACACGUGACCGUUGAGCGCUGCGAGGCAUUUUGGAAUGUAAGAAAACCAGCCCAGGUUCGGGGGUGGGGGCUGGAGCAGGGCACAGGUUGGGUUGGGGGCGGGUGUUGCUGGAGUCAGUGCGCAGGAGGGGGCUUCGUUUAUCUCUAAUGAAAGAUAUUUGUUGUUUGAAAUCUUUUUUUCCCUGGCAGAAUUCCCACUGAGGCCGGAGCGAGGCCCAGGAGGAGGGUGCAAGGCCAAAGUGGGAUGGAAAUCUCUGUCUGGAGGUGAAGAUGGAGGAUGGGGAGCUGGACGAAGUGGACAAGCUGAAAACCAAGAUCCUGACAGCCUGGCACAAUGUGAAAUACAGUUGGCACGUCAAAACCAAAACCUCUUUCAGUAGAAACUCGCCCGUCUUCCUGCUUGGGAAAUGCUAUCACUUCAAAUCCGAUGACUGGGUCUGGGCUGAUGUACUGGACAUGGAUAAUCAGGAUUCCCAGGGGCUGAAAACUGUGAAACAAGGAACGCUGGAGCGGUCUGAGGGACUGUACAGGAGCCUGGUGGAAUUUUCGGGCUCACUGAAGCUCUCCAGGAAAACGAACGAUGAUCCAGUCCCGGUGGGCAGUGAGCAGCAAGGCCACGUCCCAAGCCCAACGCUCAGCCAGGAUGAGAUUUGUCACCGGAAAAUAAUCUCCUGGUUUGCAGACCUACCACACCCUCCAUUUGGAAUGCACCGUCUGACAGAGGUUGGGAAGAGCUUAGGGAAGAAAGCGGGAGACUGGUACGGUCCAGCAGUGGUCGCCCAUAUCAUCCGGAAGGCGCUGCAGGAAGCGCAGGAGCCGGAGCUGCAGGGGCUGGCGGUUUAUGUGGCCCAGGAUUGUACAGUAUACGUGGCAGACUUGAUGGAGACACAUUCUGGCGGCGCUGUCAUCCUACUGAUCCCCGUCCGGCUCGGGGGAGAGAAGGUCAACUCCCAGUACCAGGACAUCAUCAAGGGGAUGCUGAGCCUGGAGUUCUGCAUUGGGAUUAUGGGAGGGAAACCCAAGCAAUCGCUCUAUUUUGUUGGAUUUCAAGACGACAGCCUGAUCUACCUGGACCCUCACUGCUGUCAGCCCUUUGUAGAUGUCACACACUCCGACUUCCCCAUCCAGUCUUUCCACUGUUCAUCACCUAAAAAAAUGCCUUUUAGUAAAAUGGACCCGAGCUGCACCAUCGGGUUUUACUGCGGCUCCAACACUGAGCUCGGCAAGAUCCUGGAGGAGAUCAGGAAGGUGCUGAACUCUCCAGCCUCCCCAGACAAGUACCCGCUGUUCAGCUUCUCCCCGGGUCACGCCCAUGAGCAGCAGGUGGCAGCGCUGGGCACCUGGGGCCUGGACUCCGGGCCCCAAAGCCCGGUCCCCCAGCAACACAGCGGCAGCCAGGAGUUUGUCUUUUUGUGAGAGAAUAUCCCUGGGUGACUGUGUCACCAGCGCCAGCGUGGAGCUCACACUCACUCGCACACACACUCACUCUCAUACACUCACACACAC
Molecule: messenger RNA, 1832 nt
Organism: Callorhinchus milii (elephant shark)
Lineage: Eukaryota; Metazoa; Chordata; Chondrichthyes; Chimaeriformes; Callorhinchidae
Gene: atg4c
Product: autophagy related 4C, cysteine peptidase
Exons: 9
Coding region: 597-1742 (381 amino acids)
Molecular function (GO): protein-phosphatidylethanolamide deconjugating activity
Source: RefSeq, a predicted model, not a curated record